AUGGGCCACUACCGCGCAUCUUCCCAGCCGGGCAUGUUGGCUCUCACCUUUGACCUGCUGGCGCGACUUGGACAAAUCCUCAUGUUGCAAUUUCGACGACUCCGACGCUCAGGGCGCAACGGGCGCAGUCGCCGCCGCAUCAAGCUCCUCCUCAAAUUCGCCAUCCCGCUCCUCGUCCUCUACUUCUUGAUCGACCUUCCCAUUCACCUAUACCGCACGCGAGUAGCGCGCCCCGACCAGGAUCUCGACCAGCCGUUUACGACAGGAUGUCUGGACCCAUCCGUUAUGGCCGCGCAGCCGCGCGAGAACGCCACGUUUGUCAUGCUGGCGCGAAACAGCGAGAUCGAAGAUGCAAGAUUGACGGUGGAGAAUAUCGAGUGGCAGUUCAACCGGUGGUUCCACUACCCGAUCUUGUUCCUGAACGACGUGCCGUGGAGCGAUGAGUUCAAAGAUGUUCUAAGCAGGGCCGUGAGCAAUGGGACUGAAGUGAAGUUUGAGAUCAUCGACAAGGGCAAGUGGGGGUUCCCCGAGAAGAUGAAUGAGAAGGAGAAGACCAAGGCCAAGUUGCAGAUGAAGAAGCAGGGUGAGAAGGGAGUCAACUAUGGUGAUAUGGAGAGUUAUCAUCACAUGUGUCGGUUUUACUCUGGCGAGUUCUACAACCUCGAAGCCCUGAAACCAUACAAAUGGUACUGGCGCCUCGAGCCCAGCGUGCGCUACAGCUGCGCCCUCACGUACGACCCCUUCGCCGAGAUGGCGAAGCGCAACAAGGUCUACGGCUGGACGAUCGCGCUCUGGGAGAUGGGCGAGACCUGCCCGACCCUAUUCAAGACGACCGACGACUACCGCAUCGAAAAGGGCAUUCCCCGUAGCCCGGCCUGGAACGCGCUGUUCCAAGUGAUGUGGUUCCCGGCCCCCGUGCGCUGGUUCCUCGGUCUCUUGGGGCUCUCAGAGCACGACAACUCGGGCAACAAGUGGAACAUGUGCCACUACUGGAGCAACUUUGAGAUCGCCAACCUCGACUUCUUCCGCAGUGACACCUACCAGGACUACUUCCGCUACCUGGACAGCAAGGGCGGGUUCUACUCGGAGCGGUGGGGCGACGCCCCCGUCCACACGCUGGCCGUGCACAUGCUUCUGCCUCCCGAGAAGAUCCACCACUUCUCGGAUAUCGGCUACGAGCACGACACGCUCUGGCAGUGUCCCGGAAACGCGGCCAUGGAUAAGCAGCUGCUCGGCAACAAGGCGUUGGGCGACACGGGCAAGAUGACGACCCCCUCCGAGGGCGGGACCGGGUGCAGGUGCAAGUGCCAGGAGAAUACGCGGAGGAGGAAUAUCAACAGCGAGUGCACGAGCGAGCUGACCAGGCCGGCGGCGCACCAUAGGCCUAGCUGGUGGCAGAGGCAUUGGGGAAAUUAUCACUAUGCUGUGAAUAACCCGCAUAAUCCGUACGAGAAAUAA
This is a messenger RNA of Sordaria macrospora k-hell, 1458 nucleotides long. RefSeq lists its product as uncharacterized. Lineage: Eukaryota; Fungi; Ascomycota; Sordariomycetes; Sordariales; Sordariaceae. Gene Ontology annotation, biological process: protein N-linked glycosylation; cell wall mannoprotein biosynthetic process. Gene Ontology annotation, cellular component: Golgi apparatus; membrane. Gene Ontology annotation, molecular function: alpha-1,2-mannosyltransferase activity. The record is from RefSeq and is a predicted model, not a curated record.